AUGGACACGAGUGCACCCAGGCACAGCUGGCAUCGCUCUCGUUGGAGGCCAGCGACGCUGGUUGUGCUGUGUGUCGGCAGCGAGCUUGCUACGGCCAACGAGCUGGUCGACUGCUCGAGGAGCCCAGACUGCUCCGCUCUUCGGCGACAGCCAUGCUCCGAAAGAGGCUCCGUUUCCAACGCCUGCGGGGACUGCCUACCGGGCACAUGGGGAGGUCUCGGCCCGCUGAACACAGUCUGCCUCUCCAAAACCGCUUGCGCCGUCAUCUACUCGGGCGAGGACACUUGUGACUAUGGGCCAGAAAGCGACAUGAGCAUUCCAUUCAUUUCCCCUUUCGGGAGGUGUGUUUGUGAUCCUGGCGAUGGCCUUCUGUGGCCGACAGCGCCUGGAAGGUGUGCGCAGGUGACACUCCGCCUAGCGAACGGGCUGGGGCAAUAUGAGGUCCAGCAGUGCUCCUCCCGCACAUGUGAAGCUGCCACCUGCACGCCUUUGGCACUUUGGUCCCCGGUCCUGACGCAGACGUCUCGAAACGCUAGUUUCACGUGCCAGUCGACAGGUGAAGACGCCGUGCAGCUCCUGGAUGACUGUACUGCCCUGACCAGUCGACUUUCGCCUUCGUCCUUGUGUGGCCAUGCAGGGUUCACCGCAACAAGUACCGUCUUCGAUGCUUCAGGCGAGGCUCCCGUGGACUGUGAGCUCGGUCCGAGCUGCCCCGAGAGCGUCCUGGACACCAGGCUGGAGCAGUCUUGCUGCUUUGGCACCCUCUGGUCCCUCAAGCUGGAUUCUGCGGGUCAG
Molecule: messenger RNA, 795 nt
Organism: Symbiodinium necroappetens
Lineage: Eukaryota; Dinophyceae; Suessiales; Symbiodiniaceae
Source: the annotation of a GenBank genome assembly